Scheffersomyces amazonensis is the source of this 356-nucleotide messenger RNA. RefSeq lists its product as uncharacterized. Gene Ontology annotation, biological process: respiratory electron transport chain. The record is from RefSeq and is a predicted model, not a curated record. NCBI's taxonomy places the organism in Eukaryota, Fungi, Ascomycota, Pichiomycetes, Serinales, Debaryomycetaceae. The transcript has a single exon. Gene Ontology annotation, cellular component: mitochondrion. The annotation marks the transcript as partial.
CUACUACGCUUGAACCCCACUUAUAAGAUAUAUACAUAGUAAGGUACAGUACUUUUAUGGAUCCUAGAAUAAGACAAGCCUAUAGGACAUUACUAUAUAUGGGGAAGGAAUAUCCUCAGAAGUCGGGAGGUUAUGAUAAAUUUAGGCGUGUUUUGAAGUUGAAUUUCCAAAGUACAAAGGUUGAGAAUGAAUCUGAAUUAGUACAAGCAUUAGAGAAGGUGGAGUAUAUAAAGAAAGAGUUAGAAAGUUUGUAUUCUUUAACUAGAUAUAGACAUCUCAAGCGAGUGUAUGAAUGAAUAUAUUCGAUUUCAAUAGUAAUAGUAUAGGACAGUGUAAUAUAGUGUAUAGUGUACGAU